CCUCACCCUGUGGCGCAUGCCCUACUGGAGCCACCUGCAAGACCGUGCCUGCGACAAAAAACAGCUCGCUGCUGGUGCCUUACUGCGCGUGCCCUGAGGGCUUUGGGAUGACCGCCAGCGAAUGUCUUGAGGGUGAAGCAUCCACUGUCACCUCCUUCAGCUAUACAUUCAUCUCAAAUCCAACGGCCAAGGACGUAACUUCUAAGCCCUACACCUUCCGCCUCAACGCGACUGGCUGCACUCCCUUCCCAGAGGCAGUGGUUGGGAAGACCAGGGGAAUUUACUUUGUCCGCAACAUUGGCGAUGCUCUGAGCUGCCUCAACUCGAAAACCUUCUACGAAAAUAACUGUCAAGGCUCUUUUAUGUUGGGGAGCGAUCGAACCUUUCCGGGUUUUUUUGCAGGAUAUACCAGUCUCCCGGAGAAGCUGGCAUUCGGUCCGCGCUCAUUGCAAUGCAAUGCAGGACAUCAUGGAGAGAAAGCAAGUGCGGCAGGAGAUGCGGGGAGUGUGAGCAUAAGUAGCGGUGUAAAGGAGGGAGAGGCGGAGGGAAGUGGUGGUGGUGCCACAGAAGGAAAAGGAGAAACCCACAGUGCUGUGGCUGGUAAGGAGGCUUCUUGUAAGGAGGAUGCCGUCACAGCGGAUGGGAAGGCUGGAGGUGGAGAGAAAGAGGGCCCGAAGGCGGCUGAAGAGAAAAAGUUGCAAGAUGGUGAGGAGGGUGGGGGAAAGAAGGCAUCUGUGGAAGGAGGUGGUGAGGGUGGCGCGAAGGUGGCAAGUGGAGUGGAGGGAGAAACGAAGGUUGAGGUUAAGGGUAAGGGUGCAAAAUCGAAAGCGGAGGAAGAAGAGGAGGAAGAGGAGGAGGAAGAGGAGGAGGAGGAAGAGGAAGAGGAGGAAGAGGAGGAAGAGGAAGAGGAGGAAGAGGAGGAAGAGGAAGAGGAGGAGGAGGAGGAGGAAGAGGAGGAGGAGGAAGAGGAGGAAGAGGAGGAGGAGGAAGAGGAAGAAUACGAGGAGGUGGAGACAGAUGAGGAGGUGGAGGAGGAGGAAGAAGAGGAGGAGGAGGAAGAGGAAGAGGAGGAGGAAGAAGAGGAGGAAGAGGAAGAUGAAGAGGAGGAGGAGGAGGAGGAAGAGGAGGAGGAAGAAGAGGAGGAAGAGCAGAAAAAACAAAGGAAGCAGGAAAAACAGGGGAUGGGAAGAAGGAGAGAGAGGAAAACAACAAAACCACAGCUUCAGCUGCAAAAGAUAGCCCCUCUGUGGAUAAAACAGGAGACAACGAGCAUUUUGUCUCCUGCUGCCACGGCCGCUGCUGUGGAGGCGCAGAGAGAAGCAGCAGAAGCGGCUGCUGCUCUUGAAGCCGUGGCGAAUAAGACACUCAAAGCUGCGAGGGAGGCACAGGGAGAGGCGGGAGGGGUGAAGGGAGCGGGGGCGGAGGCACAGAGAGAAGCAGCAGAGGCAGCUGCUGCUCUUGAAGCCGUGGCGAAUCAGACACUCCUAGCUGCGAGGGAGGCUCAGGGGGGCGGGGGAGGGAUGGAGGGAGCGGAGGUGGACGCACAGAGGGAGGCAGGAGGUGGAGGAGAGGAAGGGGGAGUAACACAAGGCGAGAGCAACGAGGGGAGGCAGCAAAAGGAUGCAGAGGGGGAUGGGAGAGAGGCGGAUAGGGGUGGGAGCGAGGCAAAAGGGGGUGGGAGAGAGGCAGAGGUAGGUGGGAGAGAGAUGGAGGGGGGUGUGGGAGAUGCAAAGGGUGGCGAGGGGGAAGCGGAGGGAAGGGGGAAUGCGAUGCGGCAGGCGUUCAACACAGCAGGGUUCCCAAUGCUGGGGAGAGUGCCGUGGGGGCGAGAGCUGCACUCUCUGGUGAUGGGCGGCGUUCCCAUGAACCUGCGAGGCGAGGUGUGGCAGAUAUUCGUGGGCACCAAGGCGAGAAGGCGAGCAGGACUAUAUGACGCGCUGCUGGAGGAGGCACACCGGGAGGACGACCUCUGCCCCAACAGCACCCUCGCUGACAUCUACGCUCGCAUCCGGGCUAAAGAUGUACACAACUCGUGGGCCGUGCAGAUCGAAAAGGACCUGCCUCGCACCUUCCCUGGGCACCCAGCUCUGGACUCCAUCGGGAGAGACUCGCUGCGCCGGCUGCUGACGGCGUAUGCGCGCAAGAACAAGGACGUGGGGUACUGCCAGGGCAUGAACUUUCUCGGUGGGCUGCUGCUGCUUCUCAUGCCAGAGGAAAACGCCUUCUGGACUCUGACAGGGAUCGUGGAUGACUACUUGAGGGGUUACUACUCCCACAACAUGAUCGAAGCUCAGGUGGACCAGCUCGUGUUUGAAGACCUCGUGAGGCAGAACUUCCCUCGACUCGCAACGCACUUUGAGAACAUGGGCGUGCAGCUGUCAUGGAUCACAGGCCCCUGGUUCCUCUCGCUCUUCAUCAACGUGUUUCCCUGGGAGAGCGUGCUCCGUGUGUGGGAUGUGAUGCUGUUUGAGGGCAGUCGCUGCAUGCUCUUCCGGGCAUGCCUCGCGCUUCUCGAGCAGCACUCUUUCCUAUUGAUGGAGAUCACUGAGACGGGCGAGAUCAUGUCAACCCUUCAGAACACGGCAGCAUCCGCCUUCGAUGCGAGCCAGCUGGUGCUGAACGCGUGUGUGGGGUACAUGGCUGUGGACGAGGCGUUAUUGGAGACUCUGAGGCAGAAGCACCGGCCGGCAAUCAUGCGGCGGCUGGAGGAGCGACAAGUCGCGUUGCAGCGGUACCAGAGCGGCAAGUCAGAGCGGCUUAAGGCGGAGGCUGCAGCCAUCUUUGAGAGCAUGUCCCUCCACCCCUCUGCUGACGGCCGCCCCCUCACCACCAACUCCCUUGACGACUCCAUUCUCCCCUCCCCUUCUGCUGCCGCAACAUCUGGUUCGGGUUCGCUGCUGGAUCCGCCGUCGCUGCUCCUGCCACCCUCUACUGACAGCCUCGCUACUAACAGUUCUCUCACUAACAGCAAGAGCAGUAACGGUAGGAAUAGUCAAUUGCCGCCUCUGCCCACCCAGGGGCGUCAGAAGGGGGUUGUUCAGGAGGGCUCCCAGGCAGUUCCAACGGCCAAUCAGCACCCGCCACCUGUCCAAUUCAAGCCUGGAGCAAGGCUGUUUCCCCUCCCUCCCAGCCCUCCACUUGCCCGAUCCUCCUCCCUGUCAAGGCUCCACGUGUCAGCUCUCCAUAGGCCCGUUUGGCACCGCUUUGGCAUGCACUUAGGGUGCAGCCCUGCCGCUAGAAACAUGGUGGCGCUUUUAGCUAAGCAAAUGGAGGAGGAGCGGUCGCAGCCCCGGGCAGCGCCGAAGCUGUCGCUGCCGAACCGAGUGGCUCGGGCCGUGGCUGUGCUGCUGGAAGCAGCAGGCGAGGAUGGUGGGAGAGAGAAAAGGGAUGGGAUUGUGAAUGGUGGCCUGGAUAUGCCAAUAGAUGGUUCCUCCUGGCCUGAUGUGAGAUGGCCGGUAACCAGCACUGUCUCAUCACUCUCUUCUGCAAGCAUGCUAGCAGGCGGGCUAGCAGCAGGAGCAGCAGGUUCGGUCUCUUUCUCCGUCUCCUCUCUCUCCUCCGCUUCCCUCCCACCGUGGCCUGACCACCGCCGCUCGUCCUCGUCUCACGACCUCGCUGCUCUCAAUCGCAGCCCCGCCUCUCCUCCCAUCCCUUUCCCUGCCAACGGUGCUACCGGUGCCUCUGCUGCUGCUGGUGCUACUGGCAGUGACGGUGGUGCUGGUGGCGAGGAUUGCUCCAGAGAGGGAGCGGGUGCAGCAGCGGCUGUGGAACCAGGAGUGGCAGGGGGGGAAGCGGGAGCAGAGGGAGCAGGGGGAGCAGGGGGAGCAGCAGCAGCCGUACCAUCAGCCAGUGCUGCAUGGCGCUGGUCCGCAUGGGGGCAGGCAGGGUCUCUGUUCGGUGGAGGAGGAGGGGCAACACCUGCUGCUACUGCUGAUGCAGCUGCAGGGGCAGAUGGGCUGGCGGGGGAAGGGGAGGAGCAGGUUGAGGAUGGUGCAGAGCGGUUGAAGAGGGAUAUGACGGCGAUGCUGGAUCUGCAAGCGCAGGUGGCGUGGCUCAAGGAGCAGCUGGUGUUCACUCUGGAGAGCCAUCAAGAGUCACAGGAGCGGGUGGAGGCUCUUCAGACAGCCAUGGUGGAGAUGGCACAGAGAGACACACAUAUGCAACUCACAGUGAAGGUAGAGCAACUGACCAACGAGGUGGAGGUGCUUCGGAGGGAGCUAUCACAGCAGCAGCAGCGGGCCGCGGUGGUGCUCGAGCAAGCUGUCAUGGACAAGCAGAUUGAGAUGCAGAGGGAACUGAACGCACUCCUGAGAGCAUUGGCAUCGAAGGAGGAGAAGAUGCGGCGGGAUGUGGAGGGGCUGCACGAUAGGGUGGAGGACAAGGAGAUGGAGAUCGAGCGACUCAAGCGGGUGAUUGGUCGUCUGGAGGGGGAGAAGAGGGAGCAGGAGGAGUUGAUAGCAGUGGGCAGGCAGCAGGUGGACACUCACAAGCGCGUCAUUGAGAUGCUCGUGGAGAAGGGACAGACCAUGCAGCAGCAGAUGGUGGCCAUGGAAAAGAGAGCACUCACUGCAGAGGGCAUGGCGCGAGCUUUUCUGGAGAUAUCAGGGGCAGAGAAGGGCUACACCACCUUUGGCUCGGCUGUGGGGCUCGAGUCCUCCUACCUGCCCUCCACUGCUGACCUUGACACACUCACCCACUCGCCUCUGCCCUCGCCGUCCUCGUUAGUAGCAUCCUCGCUAUCAUCACUGGCAUCGUCGUCAAGUACAGAGCAAUUGUCAUCAGCAGUCACUGUGGAGGGCAAGGCAAACGCGUUACAAGCAUCAUCGUCUGGAGAAGGGAGGGGUGGCAGCAGACCCGCUGUGCCGAACAGUACCGCUACACCUACUGUAUAA
This is a messenger RNA of Closterium sp. Yama58-4, 4892 nucleotides long. The record is from the annotation of a GenBank genome assembly. Lineage: Eukaryota; Viridiplantae; Streptophyta; Zygnematophyceae; Desmidiales; Closteriaceae.